Messenger RNA from Rangifer tarandus platyrhynchus (Svalbard reindeer), 363 nucleotides. NCBI's taxonomy places the organism in Eukaryota, Metazoa, Chordata, Mammalia, Artiodactyla, Cervidae. The record is from the annotation of a GenBank genome assembly.
AUGGAGCACCUAGAUUCGCCUGCACAGCUAUGGGAGUGUAAUCACCCAACCAACGGAAAACUGGUAGAACCUUCUAAAGCUAGCAAUUCUACUCCUGGGGAUUUUCUGAAGAGAAAUGAGCACUGUGUCUACCAAAAGACCUAUACGAGAGUGUUCAUAGCAGUGUUACUGACAGCUCAACAUGGAAGCAACCCAAAGUCCACCAGCGGGAGAAUGGAUAAACACAGCGUGGUGCUUUUGUGCAACAGAAUAUUACCCCAAACAAGUGCAGCUACAUGCAUAACACGGACAGAACCCAGAGGCCUGAUGCUGAAUGAGAGGAGCCAGACACAAGAGCACACACUGCAUGAUCCCAUUUUAUGA